UGUAAAUCCAACUUUGGUAUAUGAUGUAAGAAACCGAAUCGUUUUAUAUAUCCUCAGUCGAAAAUCGAUUUGUUUUGUUUGGUUAAUUUUAAAGUUGCGCAAAGUUUGUGUUUAGGCUGGCAUGACUGGCCUAUUGGGUUUCUUCUCUUUUUAAAACAUUUCAUCUCUUGCAAUCUGCCUGUAAUGUUGUGGAGAUACCUAUUUUUCGCCGUUCUCCUGAUAGCUGUUCAGUUAAUGGCAGCUGAAGGUUCAAGCAGACACGGUGUGGACAAAAAACAUGCACCAUUGAAAGACCCAUCGUCGAACGAAACGGAAGUUUUGAACCACGGAAAACCGAAAAACCUGUUUGCCAGGGGAGCGCACCAAUGUCUUCAGAGGCCCGUGGCUCUGCAGCACGCUGCGAAGAAGCCUAGAGAGCCGAAACAGCCUUCACCCCCUUCGGACCCCCCUGCCCGGCGCUGCCCCAGGCUGAUGGAGAGCUGCACGUCGCAAAAGCCCUGCUGUGACCCCUGCGCUAUCUGCCGCUGCCGCUUCUUCAACUCGGUCUGUUACUGCUGGAGACCAGGGCGCCACUGCCAGAAAAAGAGCUAGACAAACUCACACACA
Molecule: messenger RNA, 606 nt
Organism: Anguilla anguilla (European eel)
Lineage: Eukaryota; Metazoa; Chordata; Actinopteri; Anguilliformes; Anguillidae
Product: agouti-related protein-like
Exons: 3
Coding region: 184-591 (135 amino acids)
Biological process (GO): positive regulation of feeding behavior; adult feeding behavior; hormone-mediated signaling pathway
Cellular component (GO): extracellular region
Molecular function (GO): neuropeptide hormone activity; type 1 melanocortin receptor binding
Source: RefSeq, a predicted model, not a curated record